AUGUUGAAGCACGAAGAGUACACCGUCGGGUGGUUGUGCUGCAUCAAGGAGGAAUAUGUCGCUGCGCAAUCUUUUCUCGACGAGAAGCAUGGCCGUCCCGAAGAUGUCUCCCCAAACGAUAACAACGACUAUACGCUAGGCACGAUGGGAAAACACAACGUUGUCAUUGCUGUGCUGCCCGACGGGGAGUAUGGCAUCGCCUCUGCAGCAACUGUUGCGAGAGACAUGCUUCAUACUUUCCCUAACGUCAGAAUCGGGUUGUUGGUCGGUAUUGGCGGCGGUGCACCAAGCAAGAAUCAUGACAUCCGCCUGGGUGAUGUUGUGGUCAGCACUCCGCGCGAUAGAGCGACUGGCGGAGUGUUGCAUUACGACUUCACGAAGACCCUACAGGAUCAGAGAGUGGAAACCAUAUCAUACCUGAACCUCCCGCCGACGCUUCUACGAACCGCUUUGAACGGGUUAAGGGCGGAAUACGAGUCUGAUGGACACCAGAUACAAGAGUCCAUAGACCAAAAGCUUCUGGAGAAGCCGAAGCUGAAGAAAAAAUACAUGCGACCAGACCAGAACAGCGAUAGGCUCUACCGGCGAGACAUCAUCCACCCACUGUCCCAAGAUAUAGUCUCCUGUGCUUCAGUCUGCGGCGAUAAUCCAUCAAAGCUCAUACAAAGGCCAGAUCGAGAUGAUGAUGAUGACAAUCCGACGAUUCACUACGGCCUGAUAGCCUCGGCGGACCAACUUUUGAAGGAUGCCGCUCUUCGAGACAAACUUGCAGCGGAGAAUGGGAUUCUGUGUUUUGAAACACAAGCUGCGGGCCUUAUGAACCAUUUUCCAUGCCUGGUCAUACGUGGUAUAUGUGACUACUCAGACUCACAUGGCAACACCUCGUGGCGAGGUUAUGCAGCGAUGACAGCAGCGGCCUAUGCAAAGAAUCUGCUCUCUCGAGUUUCCAUUAACAGGGUUCAAGCUGAGAAGAAGAUCGGCGAGAUGCUUUCUGGUGUUCAAGAAGGUGUCAACAAGCUCCUCGAUAUCCAACAUGAUCGACAUGAUGAGGCCAUCCUCAACUGGCUCACUCCAAUCAACUAUGCCUUUACACAAAUGGAUCAUAUUGCAAGACGGCAGCCAGGAACUGGUCAAUGGUUCAUAAACUCUGCAGAGUACCAAGCGUGGCUGGCCAGUGACAGGCAAACCCUAUUUUGCCCUGGCAUUCCAGGAUCUGGGAAAACAAUCAUCACGGCGAUUGUUGUUGAUGACAUAUACAAUCGGUUCCACAAUGACACCACGGUGGGAAUUGCUUAUUUAUACUGCGAUUACCGCCGGCAACACGAACAAACUAUAGAAGAGUUGCUGUCGAGUUUAGUGAAGCAGCUGGCCCAGAGACAGGCUUCAGUACCCGAUGACGUGCGAAGACUUCAUGAGGAGUAUAAGAAACAACCCAAGCCACUAAAUCUUGACGAUAUCUUGAUGCUUCUUCACUCCACCAGUAAGCUCUUCUCUAGCGUCAUUAUAAUUAUCGACGCGUUGGAUGAGGCUCGAGACAAGGGAUGUCGUGCGCGACUUAUAUUUGAAAGCUUGAGGCUUCAAGCCGACGACAACGUGAAAAUCUUCUUGACUUCAAGACAUGAUGCGGAGACUGUCGGGCUCUUGGGUGAAAGCCUUCUGUUGGAGAUCCGUGCUCAUGCUGAAGACGUGCAGAAGUACCUUCUUGCUCCUCUUCUUGUGGAGGCUCUUUCUCGAGAGCCGACUGUUGGACAUGUCGAAACCGCGCUACGAAGCUUGCCCACUGGUCUGGACGAAAUUUACGACGGAGCACUGAUGAGGAUCGAGGACCAAGGAGGAGGCAAACGAGACCUGGCGAAGAACAUACUUUGUUGGAUCCUACACGCCAAAAGGCCACUCUCCUUCAAGGAGCUCCAACACGCAGUCGCAAUCCGGCCUGGCCAGUCGGAGCUGGAUCGCAAGUUUAUCCCAACAAGGAACACUAUUGGUACCAUCUGUGCGGGUCUGAUCACGAUCGAUGCUUGGAGCAAUCAAGUUCGACUGGUGCAUUACACGACCAAGGAAUACUUGAAGAGAACACAGGACAUAUGGUUUAUCAACCAUCAGUGUUACAUCCUCAAAACUUGCCUCACCUAUCUCUCAUUCAAAGCCUUCGAGGGGGGAUGUUGCGCGACAGUCACUGGUCUUAGAGACCGACUCUUGUUGCAUCCAUUGUACGCGUACGCCGCAGUUCACUGGGGACAUCAUGCACGCAAGACUUCAACAUAUAACCGAGGCAUCAUGGCAUUCUUGAAGUGCAACGCCAAGGUAGAAGCCUCAAUCCAGGUGCUGAAAAGCCAAUGGGGAUGCAGAAACCAAUGGGAAAUGAUAUAUGCAUUAUUGUUUCCUGAUGCUAGCCCUAAAGCCCUGAAAGGCACGAGAAUGUCGGCUGUACAUCUAACUGCGUAUUUUGGGCUUGAUGAAUCAUUGAAGCAUCUUAUUGAAAGCAAUGAUCCCGAUAAGGCUGAUGAACAGAAGCGGACGCCGCUAUCGUAUGCAGCAGAACAUGGGUAUGAAGCUGUGUUAGCGAAAGCGGGCAUGAAAAGGGUGGUCCCCUUUCUGCUCGCGGAGGAUGGCAUUGAUAUAGAUGUUAUAUCAGUGAACCUGGGUCAGGGAGAUAACAGUUGUGAGAGACCUGUUUACAAUGACUGCGCCUCCCUCAUCUCUCAUUUUCUUUAG
Molecule: messenger RNA, 2715 nt
Organism: Trichoderma reesei QM6a
Lineage: Eukaryota; Fungi; Ascomycota; Sordariomycetes; Hypocreales; Hypocreaceae
Exons: 7
Coding region: 1-2715 (904 amino acids)
Biological process (GO): nucleoside metabolic process
Molecular function (GO): catalytic activity
Source: RefSeq, a predicted model, not a curated record